AUGAGUAGCCUUAAUGAAACGUUGGAUCAGAACACCUCCACCGUAUAUUCAGACACGAACGAUGGAGGACAGACAGGCGAUACAAGCCGUGCGGAAGAACAGGGGUCCUUACUAACUUCCCAUCGUACAAUGUCUGAGACAGAUCUUCGCACAGGAUCCUUCUUGGAUGAGGAACAAACCCAGUAUGAGUAUACCACUGGGUACGAUAGCAGAACGUAUUACUCCCGCACUUUUGAAACCCGCACCUACGACGACUCUUCUUUUCCACAAUCACCGCGGUCGGAUGAGUUAAGUUCCACGUUUGCAAGCUUUUACAUGGAAAGCGAAGCUGCUCGAAAGGUGAAAUCAACCAUUUUCUUUCUGCGUCGUCCUCUGAUAUUUUUUUUUAUGACGCUAUCGGGAUCCGGUGGUAUUGGCACAAUGUGUCGUGUCGUUCAUGCCAUAACGGUGGCUGCGACGCAGCGUCAUGCGAGGCAUAUAACAUCCCCGUUAAAUGAUUUAAACAGCCUUCCGGAUGGCUACCCGAGUGUUCCCGAGUGGAUGCGACAGGCGCGUCUUGCGCUCCCUUCGAUUGUUGAAGUCUUGGUUAAGAAACUACUUCGCACGUGUGGGGUUCCCGCGCUUGCCGAUCUACAGAAGGAUCGCUGGGCGGCAGCCCUUGGGAGCCUGGAGAGUGCCAGGGAAGAAAUUAUUUCUCAAACCACCCAUGUGGUUUCAGGGCCGAUGGUACCGCUGGUGAUUUUCCUUCCGUUAUUUUCUUUCUCGGUGAUUUCUAUUGCCCGUCGCAUAGUUGCACUGCGACAGGUUCGUCAGGCUGAGGAGGAGGAGGAGUUCCAACAGAUGGGCAUCGACGAGGCGGAAAAGGUGGGAAUUCCGCAUAGUGCAGAGCUCUCAGCAAUUCAAGAGGCGGAGGCGAGUAACAUGUCUGUGGAUGGGGCGAUUGUACACACAGCGAAAUUUUAUGAAAAUAGAGAAGUGACCAAAUCGGCGGUGGUGACAACAUCAGAAGUAGCAGCGACACAUGUGUCUGUAGAAACGAACGUGAGUUCCUUCAUUAAGAGGCCCACUGGGUUGCAUUCUCCCUCAGAAAAUCAAACGAGUCCGCACACUGUGCCCACAUCUCGGGAUUUAUCGCCUGUUUCUGUGGUGACGGAGGAUGCAAUGAAAACAAAUCAGGUAUUUGGUGCAAACGGGCCGGAUUCUCCGCUACCACAAGAGCGAGUCCCUUUGCAGGGUCUUAACGUUGCCCCAUACGCACUUAAAGGUGAUGUUGUAGCCGCCUUGUUGGGAACGCCCACUGUGAAGGAGGUCAAUGUUUUGUUGAUUGCCGCCUCCAGAUAUAAUUGUAGGCGGGUAAUUAUACCCUCCAGGGUAGCAGCGUCAAGUUUAGUUUCUGUUUCCCCAUCUCUAUCCAUAGAGCGCACCGAUGAUGUGCUGCAGCAUGUCAUGAGCGUCGAGGAACCCCGCGGUCUUACCACCGUUGCUGUAUUUCUUCGCCCUGUCACCGACGACGCUGUGGAGCUUUCAGCAUACAAACACCCAAGUGCGGCGGUGUAUGUGUUUUUGGCAGCGAGUGGCGUGGAGGAAGAUGUUGUGGCACAUUUAGUCGAUCAACGCAUUUACUCUGCGUCUUCCCUGGACGAGCCGAUGCCUGCCAAUGCAUGCUUUUACGAUCGCUCGGUAAAGGAGAGGGAAGGCACGGUUGAUGUAUAUUGA
Messenger RNA from Trypanosoma cruzi, 1716 nucleotides. RefSeq lists its product as uncharacterized. NCBI's taxonomy places the organism in Eukaryota, Euglenozoa, Kinetoplastea, Trypanosomatida, Trypanosomatidae. The transcript has a single exon. The record is from RefSeq and is a predicted model, not a curated record. Bases 1 to 1716 code for a protein of 571 amino acids.